CACCAUUUUUUUAUCCAGCAGAUUUUAUCUCUCUCUUAGUCGACACGUCAGCUCGCCUGCAAGCAACCAAAAUAACCCCCAAAAAAAACGAAGCAAAAAAAAAAAAAAAAUCAGAGAGAGAAAAUCCCACGAUGUGGGACUGGCUGCAUUCGUGGUGCUGUUCCCUCCCAACCACACGCCAAAAACCGCCCAAUCAGAGCCCUCUCCUCACCGCCGCCGCCGCAUCGCGCCCUAGCUGCAUCUCCUUCUCCGCGAUGCUGAUUUCGUGGCUCAAUCGCCGCCGCCGGAGGUACCUCCUGCUGAUCCUCUGCAGCCCCCUCCUCGUGCCCCUCCUCUGCGCGACGUGCCCGAUCAUCUGCGCCGCGGAGCUCUGCUUCCUGAUCUCGCGGCGGCGGAGGCGGAAGGCGGCGGCGGAGGCGGGGAGGGGAAGAUCCGGCGAUGGCGGCGGAGACGAGGUAGGGCUGCUGCAGAGGUAUUUGGAGGAUCAGCUGAUGCUGGUGUGGGGAAAUGAUGAUUUGGGGGAAGGAGGAGGGGUCGAUGUCGAAUGUUUUGAAAGAGCGGGGGCUGUUUUGCAAUAGAGUUGUUUCUUUUUGCUCUUUUUGUAUAUGUGAUAGUCAACGCAACAGUAGUGAAAACGAAGUUUCUUAAUUUGACAAUGUUUAUUCCA
Salvia hispanica is the source of this 667-nucleotide messenger RNA. RefSeq lists its product as uncharacterized. Lineage: Eukaryota; Viridiplantae; Streptophyta; Magnoliopsida; Lamiales; Lamiaceae. The record is from RefSeq and is a predicted model, not a curated record.